UAAUCAAGUAUUUAAAGGUAUAUCUGAGAUAUAAGCCUACCUGAAUAUACAGGUGUUAAAAGUUGUACGACUACCUGUAUAAAAUCUACCUGGAAUAUUUCAAAAAGUGAACGUAAUACCACACGUAGGUUUGUGUAUAGGGUUAGGGAUCUAAAUCCGAUGUUUUGUGAUCUGACCAGCAGGAUAUAUAAGGAUUCCGUGCUUUAUGAAUGUCACUAGUCCGUUACGUCUCUAUUCGACAACUCCAGGACAGUGUGACGUAUUUUACCUAUGUAGGAGGUGUAGAUAUAUAUAUAUACGUAUAUAAUAUGUAACAAGCCGUGUACCGUUAUUUAUUCGUGUUCAUUUAAAUUAUACUCAAAUAUGUUAAAGUGUUAGUCGUUGCUGUUAGAUUUGAAAAUCGAUUCGGUCUGGGAAUAUACAUUAUAACGUGGAUUGGAUUUACAAUUCUGCACUAUUGUCCUUGGAUUAUAUUCUCGUAUGUGGAUUUUACGAUAAAGUGGUACAGUGAAUAGUAUAAUACAAUACAGUCUUUUAUAAGUACUGUAUACACAGUAAACUGAUAUUAUUUAUUACAAUGUUGUGAACUAUCAGAGUAGAACAUUUAAAAGAUUAGUCAAAAUGGGAUCGGGAGGAAGCAAAAAGGAGGAAAGCAAACAGACAACACCGACGAAAACGUCCACGACGACGACGACGAAAACGCCAAUGAUAAAAAAUGACACUGACAACAGGAGUUCGUCGUUACAUAAACAAAAUUCAACAAACGAAAUUCAAUAUCCUAACAAUAACAGGACACAAUUUGAUAAUAACCAAACAAUACAGAAUAACAAUGUUCAGAAAUCCUCGCAUGCACCUCCAUCGCAGUGGAACAAAAAGGAGGACAUUGAUGACGUUUUAAACCUUGAUUCCGAAUGGAGUUCUAAAAACAAACGGCAAGAAGUGUAUCCUACUCCGCGGUCUGAUCGGGGAGGAAGUCGGCGGGACGAGGAACGAAAUGUUUAUAACAGACAAGUGAACAAUAACACGGUGAUUGAGGAAUAUCCUGAAACUUACGCCCAGCGAAACGCUCGACAGCAGUACAAACGUAGUGAUCUCCUCCGACAGAAAACCAUAUACAGAGACCCUAAGGAAUGGGAGCCAGAGACGGAAACAAAGCCAGCAGAGGAGAAUCAGACCGAGGAAAUAGCUGAGGAUGACUCCGGAGAAUUCGACUAUACUAAGUUUAAAGCAGCUAACAAAACGGCUCCACCACCGAGAAGAGAUAUUUUUGACAUGACACCGGAUCCGUAUACGUCACGGCAGACCUAUGACGACGUGCAUGACCCCGACUCUUAUUAUGAGCCAGGUCGUCAAUCAGUUCCAAGAAAAGCGCCUACGUAUGACAAAUUGGAGGAGGAUCUUAUGGCAGAUAUUGAGAAAAUCUUCUGAGGAAACACUAUUCUCUCACUUACAUAUGCCAUUGUAGUUUACAAGCAUUGUCGUUUUCACAACAAUCCGUUUAUCGGCAAGCAGUGAUCCAGUGAUUGGUUCAUUAUUGAUGAUGUCCCCAACUACUGACAGAACAAGGCGAAUGUACGGGAAAGCCUCGGAGGAACUAGGCCUACAUUUACCGUGAACUUCUUAAUGUGAAAUCGUGGAAGAUGUGGGGUCUCAAUGACACAACUGGGAUUAGUAAAAACCCUAUAGAUCAUGGUCUAAUAUCUCUAUUCCUAUGGGUGUUGAAAUCGAUGACAUUUUUCAAAUUUUAUACGAAUACAUAACCUGGUAUUUUUAGCAGGUGAGGUCACUGCUUUGCCAGCAAGACAUUGUUCUGAUGUCAUCAAUGUAUUAUCAAUGAGACAAUAUUGUAAUGUCAUGACAUUCCAUCAAAUUGCCAUAAAUUUAUAUUGUAUUUUGACCGAACUGUUAGAAACAUUAACUACUGUAUAUGCCCAUCGAUGCCAAAUAAUUUAUAUCAUUUACACUUCUUUGUAACCUGUUAUAUGAUGUGAUGAUUCUGGUUGUAUCGGAAAAGACCGCCAAAGCAUUUACUGUAAAACAAUUUCUUUCCGCAAGUACUAAAUUUCGCGAAUGUAGUUUGCAGAUUUGAUUUGCAACUAUUUGAAAUCAAUGAAAGAAUGCUAUAUAUGUAUUGAUAGAAAAUGUGUUUGGAAAUAAUAUUCGUGUAAGAUUUAAAUCCCAAAAAUUGGUUUAUUCGCGAAAUAAAGGGAAAAUUAACCUCCUUUAUAAAUGAAAUUAUUAACAGUGUCACUCAACUGACAUACAUAAUUAAGUACAUAAUAACUUGAUAUAAAAUGUGAAAUAUGUAUUUAUUUUUCCGAGGUGUCUUUCAGCAACGAACGAAUAUUAUCUUACCGCAUGAUGAACACCAUGAUUUGCGAUCUAAAUAUAUCACCUGUAGUGUAAGUACUCUUUCUGCGAUCAUUAAAAGAUAAUCCAACGAG
This is a messenger RNA of Mizuhopecten yessoensis (Yesso scallop), 2444 nucleotides long. Its product is annotated as type-2 histone deacetylase 2-like. The coding region runs from base 622 to 1428 and encodes 268 amino acids. The transcript is spliced from 7 exons. The record is from RefSeq and is a predicted model, not a curated record. NCBI's taxonomy places the organism in Eukaryota, Metazoa, Mollusca, Bivalvia, Pectinida, Pectinidae.